AGUUUGGGCUAUUGUUCCCUUUUCCACUCACUUUGUUGCUAGAGCAUAGGCGGAUUUUAAUGAGUCAUGGAUACCCUAGUGCGGAAUGAAUGUCUGCUGCCUCUGGGUAUCACAUCUAGUAAGUUAACUGUGAUGACCCAAAUCCUAACCCAAAGAAUUCAGGUCGAAGCCCAAAUCCAUUCCUAGAGGCCCAAGGUUUUUUUUUUAUAAAAACCCACAUUUAUCCACUUUAGUUCCUCACAAACUUUAUGCAAAAGAAGAAGAAGAGUUAGAGAGAGAGUGAGCUAAGAGAAGAGGUGUGAUCUUUUACAGUGAGUGGGUCGCCGGAGCAACCGUGUGCCGUGAUCACGUUCAGCUCGACACCACCGUUCGCAACCCUAGACCACCAUCGUGUUCCUCUCGUCGAGACGAAGCCGUAGACACCAACCACGCCGCAAUCGGAGCCCGGACGAAACCGCUAGAGCCUCCCGAAGUUUCGCCUCUGCACGAGCGUGAAACGCACGCGCCAUCGCCGUCCGCCGGAGCCACCGCGCAUCCCGGCCACUCGCCGCCGUCUCCGACCAACGUUCGCCGGAGCCGCCGUGACCGGCCACCGUCCGUUCGCCGCCGAGAAGCUGCCGCCGCGUCGCCGUCUCGCCGCCGUCGCCGCCGUUGAUUUUCCGGUAAGCCGCCGCCACCCUCCGCCGUCGCCGCCGGUGACAAUUGUCCGGUGACUCGCCGACGACUCGCCAACUCGGCUGAUUCGACCCGGUGAGUCAACUCGGUGACUCGGUUAACCGAUUGGAUUGACUGGUUUAAAUUGAUUUAGGGUUGGUUAGGUUAAACCGCCGGUUAAAAUCAAUUGGAUUACGGUUAAGAUAAACCGGUUAGAUAGAUUAAUUAAUUAAUUAAUCAAUUGAUGGUUAAGGUAAACCGGAUGGUCCAAUUGGAAUCGAUUUCGGGUGAGUUAAACCGGUUGGUUUAAAUCAAUUCCAAUCUGGUCAAGGGUUGACCGGUUUGGGUCAGAGUUGACCGGGUUGACCUUUGACCAGCGUGUUGACUUUUCCGUAAACCUUGACUAAACCCGUUUUAAACCGUUCGAAAGCCGUUCCGACUCAGAAUUUCGCCCUGAUUUCAGAUUUGGAAUCUAUUUGAGCAGCUGGAGUUCAUAGAUACCACAUCUUCUUGUUGCUAAGGUGAGGGCUUCUCCGUUUAAAUCCUGAACUAGUUUAGUACUACCAUUAUGGAAAGUUUAGUUUCGAAACAUGAUCCGUCUCUGUGAAUCGAGUCUGUUUGAGAGUCUUGCUUGUUCAUUAUUGAUAUUGAUUGUUAAACCGGAAAUAGGAUAAUAGAGGAUUCAACGGUUGAUUGAAAUGAUUGAUGUUAAGAACUGUUAAAUAUAUAUAUAUUUAUAUAUGCUAGUCCAUGUGUUGAGAUUGCGGGGUGCAGAGGUGAUGGCACUAGGCCGCAUGUUUGAGAGAUCACGGGGUACGGAGAUAUCUGUACUAGGCCGUGUGUUUAGCGGGGUACAGAGACGUUUGUACUAGGCCGUUUUGUUUGAGAGAUCGCGGGGUACGGAGAUAUCUGUACUAGGCCGUGUGUUUAGCGGGGUACAGAGACGUUUGUACUAGGCCGCUUUGUUUGUGGAGAUUGCGGGGGUACAGAGUGGACUACUGUACUUACGACGCUUGUAGAGUCAUAUAUAAUUAUAUCCUUAUAAGGAAAUGCGGUAUGCUAUUAUCGCAUUGGUUGUAGCAUGUCUAGUCCACUAGACAUAUGUUGAUUGUUUUGUGUGGUGUAAUAGACGCCGUGUUUGUUUCAUGCUAGAGCUAGGCCUACAUUUUAGUAGUGCUAUGAACUCAGUCAGUGGUUUGCGGUUUAGCAUCCCCAUACCUCACUGGGCGAUUCCCCUGUCGCUCACCCCUCCUUCUUUCCCCUUUCAGGUGAGACCGAUGAGCAGGAGUGAUUAUACCGGACCGGUGCUUUUGGGCUUUUACUACUAUCGAGCUUUGGACUUCUAUCCAUUUUAUCGUUUUAUCGCUUUUGGGCCUUGGGCUCCUAUCUAUCGUUUAUGUUAUCUCGUAUUUCGAACUUUCGGUUUAUGUCAUACUUUAUAUUUCGGAUGUUAUCGUUAUUGGGCCUUUAAGCCUUGUGAUACUAUAUUGACUUUUAUAUUUAUAAAUGGAGAUUUCAUAAACUAUUAUUUAUCGAAUUGUUUUUAUUAUUUCGAAAGUGACGGGUGUCACAGUUUUGGUAUCAGAGCGGGGUUCCAUCCCGGCUCCGACCCGGGAUGGCGAUUUUGGAGACUUGGUUUUAUUUGGUUUUAUUCGAUUUUAACGGUUUUAGACGAUUUCAAAAUAUUUUCGGGGAUUUGGGAAUUUUGAAAACAAAAAUAAAUAGCACCUUUUCGUUCGGUAUCUCUCCUCUUUAAAUGUUGUAUCAAGAAUUCAACAGAAGCUUACUUUUUCGCUUUCCCUUUCAGAUGCCGCCUAGGAAGAGAGUUGUUCGUACUCAGACCGUCAGAGACGCUAGAGAGGUUGAGGCUGAGGACGAGCAUGUCCAGCCUGCAGUUCCGCAGCAGGCGGCUCCGCCUAUUGAUCAGGAUGCUUUGAGACAGAUGGUUCAGGAUGCGGCUAGGCAGGCUGCACAGGAGGCAGUCCAGCAAGCUGCCCAGGAGGCUGCCCGAGUAGCUGCUCAGGAGGUUGCUAGACAGAUGGCUGCAGUUCAGCAGGGUCAGCAGAUUCCGCAUGGUCCUCAGGUUCAGGUGCAGCAGGGUCCGCAGAUUCACAUGCAGCAGGCCCCACCUGUUCAGGUUCAGCAUGAUCAUCAGGUUCCACAUCAGCCGGCUCCAGCUCCGCAGUAUCCUCAGGUUCCCGUUCAGCCUGUUCCAGGAGUUUUUCAGGUUCCACCGCCACCACCUGCUUUCCCAGUUCAGGUGCCCGAGGUUGAUGAGACAUUUAUCAGGGUGUUGGGACAGAUGAAGUAUGUGAGUUUGGAGCAUUUCAGUGGGACGACGGAACCUACAGUUGCUCACGAUUGGAAGCACAGUUUGGAUAAGUGUUUGAAGACCAUCUCGUGCCCGCCAAGGCUCAAGCUUAACAUCGCUGAGCUUUAUUUGCGUGGAGAUGCAUCAAUCUGGUGGGAUGGAGUGAGAUUGAUGCACCGUGGUGAGCUGACAUAUGAUGAUUUUCUGUACGCGUUCAACAAGAAGUAUUUUCCGAGAGAAGCUUUGCAUGAGAAGAAGAAUGACUUCGAGCAUUUGAGGCAAGGAGCAAAGUCUGUGAGGGAGUAUGAGCGGGAGUUUAACCAACUCCGCAGAUUUGUGGGUAACACCAUUGAUGAGGAGGAUCUGAUCAGGAGGUUCUUAGAUGGGAUGCGAGUAGAGCUUCGUGGUAGAUGCAGUGUGGUUACCUACACCAGUUUGGAGGAUCUGGUAGAGAAGGCGGCUGUGCAAGAGAAAUGCAUGGUAGAGGAACAGAAGUUCUCCAAAGGAGUUCAGCCUAAGGCCGGAGGGACUUCGGGAUCACAGAAGAGGACUUGGGAACAGACUGGAGUACCCCAUUGUGGGCGUUGUCGUCGCCAGCAUUUUGGGGAAUGUCUCCAGUGCUUUAACUGUGGUCUGUUUGGGCAUAUCUCGAAGAAUUGUAGGAAGCCGCCACGUACUCAGGUUGCAGCGCCAGCAGCGGCAGUAGCACCAGUAGCGGCAGCGAGGAACUGUUACGGAUGCAACCAGCCUGGUCACUUUUACAGAGAUUGUCCGAGGAGGGGCAAUGCAGCGCUUCCACCACCACCGAAGCGUCCAGCCAUCGCUCCACGCGUGUUUGCGGUUGGAGAUCCCCAGGGAGCUGAGCCGAUAGCGGGUAUGUGACUU
Brassica napus (rape) is the source of this 3850-nucleotide messenger RNA. RefSeq lists its product as uncharacterized. The transcript is spliced from 2 exons. Lineage: Eukaryota; Viridiplantae; Streptophyta; Magnoliopsida; Brassicales; Brassicaceae. Gene Ontology annotation, molecular function: zinc ion binding; nucleic acid binding. The record is from RefSeq and is a predicted model, not a curated record. Bases 2411 to 3847 code for a protein of 478 amino acids.